AAAAAAACAAAAACAAAAACAAAGAAGCAUUCCUUCGGGGGGAAAAAAACGCACAUGAAACAGGUUUUAAUAAUAAUAUGCUUGUUGUUAUAUACCACAACAACAACAUGUUUGUUUUUGAAAUCAUCAGAAGGUGCUACAAUUAGUAGACAUGAUUUCCCAGAUGGCUUUACAUUUGGAACCGCUUCUUCUGCCUUCCAGUUUGAAGGUGCAGUUGAUGAAGGAAAUAAAGGAGAUAGUAUUUGGGAUACUUUCUCAAGACUUCCUGGAAGAAUAUUGGAUUUUAGCAAUGCCGAUCAAGCUGUGGAUCAGUAUCAUCGCUUCAAGACAGAUAUUGAAUUGAUGAAGAAUCUGGGAGUGGAUGCUUAUAGAUUCUCAAUAUCUUGGUCAAGAAUAUUUCCAAAUGGAACGGGCAAACCGAAUCCAAAAGGGAUUGAAUACUACAGUAACCUCAUUGAUUCUUUAUUAGAAAAAGGAAUUCAACCUUAUGCAACCUUGUAUCACUGGGAUCUUCCACAGAUGCUUGAAGAUAAAUAUGAUGGAUGGUUGGACACUCAAAUAAUAGAGGACUUUAAGCAUUAUGCUUUCACAUGUUUUGAGGCAUUUGGGGAUAGAGUGAAACACUGGAUCACCUUUAACGAGCCUCAUGGAUUUUCGAUACAAGGCUACGAUUAUGGUAUUCAAGCACCAGGGAGGUGCUCUUUUCUCUUCCAUUUGUUAUGUAAGAAGGGAAAAUCUUCUGAAGAGCCAUACAUUGUAGCUCACAAUAUUCUGUUGUCUCAUGCUGCUGUUUAUCAUGGUUACCAAAAAAAAUUCAAGGAAAAACAAGGAGGUUUAAUUGGGAUAUCAUUAGAUAUCAAAUGGUAUGAGCCUUACUCCGAUUCUGAUGAGGAUCAAGAGGCUGCAACUCGAGCAAUGGAUUUUGGACUUGGCUGGUUUCUUGAUCCUCUUUUGCUCGGGAACUAUCCUCUUUCAAUGCGAACGUUAGUAAGUGAUCGACUACCAGAGAUCACCCCUGAGAUUUCAGAAUUUUUCAUGGGCACCUUGGACUUCGUUGGCAUCAACCAUUAUACUUCCUUGUAUGCCAAAAAUGACAAGACCGGUAUCCGAAAAUUCAUAAUGCGUGAUGCUUCCAGUGAUCCUGCUGUUAUUACCUCUACUUCCAGAAAUGGGGAAUCCAUUGGAGAAACGGCUGCUUCUAGUUGGCUACGCAUUGUACCAUGGGGAUUAAGAAAGUUAGCAGUAUACAUUAAAGAAAAAUAUGGGAACCCACCAGUUAUCAUCACCGAAAAUGGUAUGGAUGACCCAAACAAAUCUAGUAUAAAGUUAGACGAAGCAUUGCUGGAUGAAAAGAGGAUAAAUUAUCACAGGGACUAUUUGUCGAAUUUAUCAGCUGCUAUUAGGGAAGAUGGCUGUGACGUGCGUGGUUAUUUCGUGUGGUCACUACUCGACAACUGGGAAUGGAACUACGGGUAUACUGUCCGUUUUGGUCUGUAUUAUGUGGACUACAAAAAUAAUCUGACAAGGAUCCCAAAGUCUUCUGUCAACUGGUUCAAAGGUGUUCUGAAAUUGGAGAGUAAUAUAAGCUCAUUAACAAUAUAGAAAAUAAUCAUCAAUAUGUAGUAUCAUACCAUUAUACGUAUAACGUUACAGAAAAAAUAUAUUUGGGAGGGGGGGACAGAGGAGAAAGAUAGAAGUGUACAUGAAGAACAAAUGAAUCCCGUCCCCUAGGCGGCUUAUCUGACUUGUAAAGUCGUACAGCACUUGUAAUUGUUUGACAUGAAUGAGACUGAUAACUCAGCUCGCUUACUAAUGGACUGAUUUGAUUUA
Erigeron canadensis is the source of this 1830-nucleotide messenger RNA. Its product is annotated as putative beta-glucosidase 41. The record is from RefSeq and is a predicted model, not a curated record. Gene Ontology annotation, biological process: carbohydrate metabolic process. The coding region runs from base 55 to 1602 and encodes 515 amino acids. The transcript is spliced from 13 exons. Gene Ontology annotation, molecular function: beta-glucosidase activity. NCBI's taxonomy places the organism in Eukaryota, Viridiplantae, Streptophyta, Magnoliopsida, Asterales, Asteraceae.